This is a messenger RNA of Colias croceus (clouded yellow), 1509 nucleotides long. RefSeq lists its product as uncharacterized. The transcript is spliced from 3 exons. Bases 144 to 1439 code for a protein of 431 amino acids. Lineage: Eukaryota; Metazoa; Arthropoda; Insecta; Lepidoptera; Pieridae. The record is from RefSeq and is a predicted model, not a curated record.
UCGUACCCGAUUUUUUUCGUCCCUAAAUCGCUACGGGCGAGCUCACGAUUCAGGGACGAUUAUCGGCUCAGGGAGCGUUGUCAGGACGUGUGUAGCGAAAUCAGGACUGAUUUUUGCGCAGUCUGCGCUCGAGUGCUGCGGCGAUGCGACGUGCUUGCGGUUACUAUUGUCGCCGCUGGCGAUACGACGUGCUUACGGCUACUAUUUUUUAUUUCGAAAAUAUGGCGAAGGAAAAUGAGCGAGAAGCGUGGACAAAAGUCAUUGAUUUAUUUAAAGAUUUGCCAUAUUUGUGGGACAAAAAACAAAAAGACUAUUUCAACCGCGACAUGAGACAGGAGGCAUUCAAAAUGCUAGUGCAAAUUUUUAAUGAAGAGAUCGGCAGAGAUACAUCGCUGGCUGACUUCAAGAAAAAACUUGAGAAUAUGCGUACUACGUAUGGAAGAGAGCUGAAGAAGGUGAAUGCUUCCAAGCAAACAGGAUCGGGGUCCAAUGACAUCUAUGUACCAGCGUUAUGGUAUUACCCCCUCUUCCAAUUUCUAGAGGGGACGACGGAGCCAUGCCGACCUGGAACGGAUACUUUGGAUGACGCAUCUGAAACAGAAAGUAAAGGGAACGUUACGUCACCAGAUAUAUCAGCAUCGACAUCAUCGACACAAAUUAUAAAUACAGAAAUAUGUGAUAAAGAGGGGCCCGCGGACUCUGGAAAAAGUUCACAGCCCAAGAAGCAGAAAAUGUCCAUACAAAGUAAACAAGAAAAACUGUUGGAUGCUGCUCAGACACUGAUGACUCGACAAGACGAUGAUUGGGAGAUAAUAGGAAAGUCAAUAGGCGUUCAAUUAAAAAACCUGAGUACCCAUCAACAAGUGAUUGCCCAAAAAAUUAUCAAUGAUGCCCUAUUUUACGGAAAACUUGGCAAAUUGACAGACGAAUCUAGUAUCACUUUAUCUCCACAACACACAGUAUUACAUCCUCGCAUUCCACAUCGCUACUAUCAUUAUUCCUCUGGCUCUUCAGUGACAAAUUCAUCAACGCAGCCAUAUCAACAAUAUUUGGCACAACCGUCUCCUCAACCAUCUCCACAAUAUGCGAUACACCCGUCCCCUCAAUCAUCUACACAAUUUAUUAUACCACAAUCCCCUCAAACACCUCCACAGCAUACGGUACAACCUUCUCCUCAACCACCCCAACAUCAUAUGAUGUCACAAUUCCCUCAAGCAUCUCCAGAGUAUAACUCCACUGUACAACCAUUUCUACAGUCUAUCCCACAAUAUACAUUUGAACAACCUUCUUCUGAAUACGUAAAUCUAACCAACGCGACACAUUCAUCGUCGACCGACAUAAAACUUACCACUGAAUUUCCAAACUGUACAAGUGACACAACAGUUCAAAGAGGAACUGGCUCAGACAUGAAGGACUUUUUGAUCUUUAAUAAAAAAUAAAAUAAAUAGUAUUAAAUACCUUGUAACUAUGUUUUUGCUUAAUAUAAAUAAAUAAAAUAAAACUUUUAAA